This is a messenger RNA of Alternaria incomplexa, 1593 nucleotides long. RefSeq lists its product as uncharacterized. The transcript has 2 exons. Gene Ontology annotation, molecular function: protein kinase activity; ATP binding. The record is from RefSeq and is a predicted model, not a curated record. Lineage: Eukaryota; Fungi; Ascomycota; Dothideomycetes; Pleosporales; Pleosporaceae. The coding region runs from base 1 to 1593 and encodes 530 amino acids. Gene Ontology annotation, biological process: protein phosphorylation.
AUGUCUGUUGAAGUGGCACUGGCAGUCGUCGCGACUGUUGACCUGGCAAUAAAAUAUGGCGAACGCCUUGUCGACCUGUACACUAGCUACCGAAAUGCCCCGGACGAGAUCAAGGAGCGAGUGCUAUUGAUGAGGAACAGCUGGUUCCGAAUACAAACCCAACUCCGAUAUCUUGAAAGGAUCAAGACUAUACAGGGUGAAGAGUUCAAGAUCAUGCAAGAUCAGACGCUCAGGGUGCUGCAGAUCAAGUUGGAGGCUGCGGUGGGCGAAGUGCAAAACCUUGAGAAGAAGCGAGACACCGCCACCACCACCAAAACGGCCGGCGCUACGACGAAGGAGACGAAAUAUCAUAAUUGGAAGUAUCCUUUCGUCAAAAAGAGCCUCGAUGCCGCCAUAAGCGAACUGCAAAAGUGGCAGCAGGCUUUUGAUCCAUCCUGGUAUCUAGCCCUGAUGAUGUCUAACCGGCUGAUAGACAACCAUUUGCAGGAUUUCUUAGAGGGCGAUUCUGAGCUGCCACCAGUUGAUCGCAAUGUCAUUUUUUCUGCGAUAGGGGUUCGCGAAUCACUCAAACCGGAAUCAGGCACCGGAGAGAAGAAGAAGGUGUUUCUACCAGACAACGCGACUUCGGGCUUUGUGCGCACGCCAAUCUCAUACUCAACAGCAUCCUUAGGUCAAACGCCAGACAAAAGCCAAACCUUCGUUUUAGACUCUGUCCCAAGUCAACAAGGCAUCAAGCCCGACAUUCAAGUCGCAGACGUACGCGAUCUCGCUCGCAAGCUCAAUGGAGCAGACGCGCUUUCAUUUGGCCUGCUCAGAUGCUUUGGUGUCGCCAAGGUAUGCAGAGAUAAAAGAACGACCACGGCUUACGAUUUCGUGUUCUAUAUCCCGUCCUCGGUGCGAUCACCACAGAGUCUCCGCAACAUAUUGAUCGAAGCAAAACCCAAUGUUAGUCUCAGCACGCGCUUUCGCCUCGCGCUCCAGCUCGCACGAUCUGUUACCUUUGUCCACACUUACAAAUUCGUGCAUAAAGGCAUCAGACCCGAAACAAUCCUGGUCUUCGAUGCUGAGAAAUCCGAGUACACGCACUCAUUCUUGGUCGGUUUCGAGAAACUCCGGGCUGCGGACGGGAGAACUGUGAUGGCCGGCGACGCCGCCUGGGAGAAGGAUCUGUACCGCCACCCGGAGCGACAAGGACUAAGACCAGAAAGCGAAUACACGAUGCAGCAUGACAUCUACAGCCUCGGUGUGUGCUUACUGGAGAUAGGCAUGUGGCGCACGCUCGUCACAUACAGCAGCACGAAUGAAGCGAAUCCAUCGCAACUCUUGCCGCCACCGGGCUAUACCGAGAAGAAGGAAAUGACCAAAGCUGCAUCGCUCAAGGAAACGCUCGUCGGAAUUGCGCAGCGCGAAUUACCCAGCUGCAUGGGCGACAAGUAUACGGAUAUUGUCGUGACCUGUCUGACAUGCUUGGACGAAGAUAAUCCCGAAUUUGGCGACAAGACCCAGUUCCAAGAUGAAGACGGCAUAACUAUCGGGGUGCGCUAUAUCCAAAAGGUUAGCGACAAGACUCCUACCACGUUGACACGAUACUAA